CAGUGGCCUGACGUCCUUACGUUCUGCUUCCUGUGAGAGGCGUCUGAGAUGGAAGAGUGGGAAAAGUAUGGGCUGGACAAGCGAGUGGAUUAUGACAACCUAGGGCGCGUCUUCGAGAGGAUGGAUCUCAAGAAAGACGGCAAGAUCGACGUCCAAGAGCUGACUCAGGCGUACAAGAAUCUCGGGUACCAGCCGCGGAAGAGGACGGAGUACGGGCUGUCAGAGGUGGAAGACAUCAUCUGGGAAGUGGACGAGGACGCUAACGGGUGGAUCGACUGGGACAACUUCGUCCAGCUCUACGUGCGAUGCCGAAAGGACAGGACGGGCCAAGAGCCGACACGACUUUACAACCUGAUAGAGUUCAUGGUGUGCGACAAGGAUGGCGGAGGGACGAUGAGCGAAGACGAGUGCAUGGAAAUCCUUUACCAUCGCUAUGGCAAGGAGGUGAUGGGGAAGCUGACAGAUCAGUUGUUUGGUAAGAGCGUACAGGAGACAGAGAAAGAAUUCUCCUUCGCUGAGUUCCUGGACCUGGUAGAUCCUUACAACGGCAUCUUGACGCACAGCAAGAGGCAAACAUAACCAGAGCUUCAACAUUUAAUUGCGAACUUAACAGACAUGAACGUUUGAG
Molecule: messenger RNA, 628 nt
Organism: Guillardia theta CCMP2712
Lineage: Eukaryota; Cryptophyceae; Pyrenomonadales; Geminigeraceae
Exons: 4
Coding region: 49-579 (176 amino acids)
Molecular function (GO): calcium ion binding
Source: RefSeq, a predicted model, not a curated record